Pseudocercospora fijiensis CIRAD86 is the source of this 2112-nucleotide messenger RNA. RefSeq lists its product as uncharacterized. The transcript is spliced from 3 exons. The coding region runs from base 1 to 2112 and encodes 703 amino acids. Lineage: Eukaryota; Fungi; Ascomycota; Dothideomycetes; Mycosphaerellales; Mycosphaerellaceae. The record is from RefSeq and is a predicted model, not a curated record. Gene Ontology annotation, cellular component: plasma membrane. Gene Ontology annotation, biological process: actin filament organization; cell motility.
AUGGAGGAGCGGCACAACUUCGAGGAGCGCCCGGAUGUCGAGUCGUUGGUUGCUGGACUCGUGGCUGAGAGCGAAAGCGCACGAAAGUAUGCGGUUUUCAAGCUCAAAGGCCUUCUGAGCGAUCCGUCCUUUUCAGAUGCUUUCAUACAAGCUGGCGGUCUACCUGCCUUGCGCCAGGCGGUUUUGGACACUUCGGGCAACACACAGGCCUAUGCGCUGGGCAGCUUGGAUGCGCUGUUGGAGCUGGACAUUGGUUGGGAGUGCUGCGAUGAAGAGGUUCUGGAGAAGGCAUUGUCUCUAGCUAUCUCUCAUCCCCUCGUCAACAUCGUUCGCAAUGCGCUCACUCUUUUGGUCUUGGUAAUCUCGCGACCCGCGCAUCCACGAGACUCGAGCGAGGGCGCUUCCGGAAUCCGUACUUUGAAGCCAGCGCUGGAUAACCACCCACAGUUCCUAGAGUCACUGGUGCAGCGUUUGAGUGCUUCCGACCAUACUCUCUGCGCCAAUGCCCUUCAGCUCGUCAACGCCUUGAUGAGAGAUGCGAUCACAAACGGCGGCGAGAACGAAUGGCCGAAAUUCGUCAAAAAAUUGCAAGAUCUUGGUGUGAUUGGUGGAGUGGGUAUGCUGAUGCGUGGCGACGCUGCCAACUAUGCAGAUAGUCCUCUCGCGAUUGCCAUCCUAGAGUUUCAAGGCCUGACCAAAGUCCUACUGCGGAAGUGGAGAGAUGUCAUGGUCAAUGUUGAGCUUUCCGAGCACAAGCGAGCCUUGAAAACAAUCCACUUGUUAAGCAAGCCAGAACCAUAUGCUCCGCCGGUGAGCGUGAAUGGAGCCAAGGUCAGGAAACAUCAUCCAGAGAAGUGGCGAAGGCUAGGGUUCGAGACUGAAUCGCCUGCCUGGGAAUUCGACGAGACGGGUUAUCUUGGAAUGAUGGACCUGGUUGAGUACACUCGACGUAACGAAGACACUUACCAGAAGAUUUUGAUGGAACAGUCUACGCAACCACGAGAAUUCCGAUGUCCUAUCGCGCGCGCCAGUCUAAGCGUGACCUUGGUCCUGUACGAACAUUUCGAGAUCGAUGAUAGCACUGUCGAUGGCUUGCGCGACAACGGCUUUGACCGCGAUCAGAGCGUUGACAGAUUGUACAAACCGCUUCUGCUCCAGUGGGGACGCCUGCAUACUGCUGCCUUGAAUGCUUUCAUCCGGCUGUGGAAGGAUGCAGGUGCCGAGCAGCAGGACAUUUACAAAAUCGAAGAACUGGUGCGAAUCGUUGUCGAGCGGAUCGUUGGCUCCGUCGGGCGGAAGACGGAUGUCAGCAAAGUAGAGGAAGAACUUCGCGUGGUCAGUCUCGAGACCGCUCGGCGUUGGCAAAUGGAAACCCUCAACGAUGUCUACCAAGAUGCCUGGGGCCCACAUCUGGUUCAAGUGCGGGAACAACUCCAUCACGAAAGCUUGCAAUUCAUGAAAGAGCAGCGGAUCCGAUGCAUGCUCCAAGGUUCUUGGUUCCCCACGUCAGCAGUCUCUUCGCCCGAAGUCGCCUGGCGAUUUGUUAGGUUAAGCCAUAACCGAAGAUGGCUACACUACGAAACCUAUCCUGUGAAAGGCGAUACCGACCCUCCCCUCACCGACCUGCACGAAAAAAUCGACCUCAACCUUGUCACGUCCGUCGACAGCAAUGUUUCGGCCGCCGAACAGCCUAUCAGCAUCAAUGAAGAACAUCAAAGCUCGGAAACUCACGAAACGCUAAAGAUUUCUUCUUCGAUGCGAGAAUCUUCCUCUAACAAAAUCUCGACGACUAAGAUCACCAUCCUGGGAACAUCAUCUAAACCUUCCAAGCUUGACAAUGAUCAAAAAGAAGAAGAGCGCGUUUUGCUUGAAUUAUUCCCUAAAACUUCGUAUUUGGCGUCCGAAUGGUUGGAUGGUCUUCUCAUGCUUCUCAACCAGCAACCCAUUACGAAGGAUACUACGAGAUUGAUCGAAAUGAUGGAGGAUUGGGGGGUGAGGUUACGGAUGUUGAAUCUCAGGUGGGAAGAUGGUGGUGGUGGUGGUGGGAAGCCUGUGCCGAGUCGGGAGGGGUUGGAUGAGGAGUAUUGGUAUGCUUUGCCGGAUGAGGUGUGA